AUGGAAACAGUGAAUGUGACAGCGGUGACAGAGUUCAUCUUGGUUGGAUUUCCUAAUAUCCAUGAGGUGGAGAUAAUCCUUUUCAUCAUAUUCUUACUCAUCUAUCUAGUGACUGUACUGGGAAACAUCCUCAUCAUUGUACUGAUAUGUAUUGAUCACCGUCUCCAUUCCCCAAUGUAUUAUUUCCUCAGUAACCUGUCCUUCAUAGAGAUCCUCAUGACUUCUUCUCUGGUUCCUAAAAUGUUGGCCAACUUCCUGUCUGAGAAAAAAGCUAUUUCUUUUACUGGCUGCUUUAGCCAGCUCUUUUUUUACUUCUUCAUGGGCACAACAGAAUUCAUCCUCUUUGCCAUCAUGUCUUAUGACCGAUAUGUUGCUAUAUGCAAUCCACUGAGGUAUUCCACAAUCAUGACUGGAAAGAUAUGCAUUCAGCUGGUCAUUGGUUCUUGGGCAGGAGGUCUCUUCAUGAUUUUGUCAUCAUUGAUCCUGAAAGCACAAUUGCCCUACUGUGGUCCCAAUGUGAUCAACCACUACUUUUGUGACAGUGCACCACUGCUGCACCUUGCUUGUGCUGAUGUCCAGCUCAUUGAAUUCAUUGACUUCAUAGUGUCUCUGGUUCUGCUGCUUGGCUCUCUCUCAUUGACUGUGGUCUCCUAUGCCUACAUAAUCUCCACUAUACUUAAGAUUCCAUCUGCACAAGGGAGGCAAAAAGCAUUUGCCACUUGUGCCUCUCACUUCACUGUUGUUUCACUGGGAUUUGGCAUCACCAUGUUUGUCUAUGUCAGACCUUCACAAAGUGAUUCCAUGAAAUUCAACAAAAUUCUUUCAGUUUUAUCCAGCAUUGUGACACCCCUCCUAAAUCCAUUCAUCUUCAGCCUAAGAAAUGAACAAAUGAAGGAGGCCUUAAAAGAUGCUGUGAAAAAGUACCUGUUGAUCACCCAGUGGGCUGGGAUGUCAUGA
Molecule: messenger RNA, 957 nt
Organism: Alligator mississippiensis (American alligator)
Lineage: Eukaryota; Metazoa; Chordata; Crocodylia; Alligatoridae
Product: olfactory receptor 6M1
Exons: 1
Coding region: 1-957 (318 amino acids)
Biological process (GO): G protein-coupled receptor signaling pathway
Cellular component (GO): membrane
Molecular function (GO): G protein-coupled receptor activity; olfactory receptor activity
Source: RefSeq, a predicted model, not a curated record